AGACGGGUCAUUGAUGAACCCUCAGUGUUCCUUUGUGGGGGAAGAUCCGAAACUAAAAACUAAAACCUCAACCAUUUGAUUUCCAAAUCCAAGCUUAAGAUCUCAAUUCCUGUUAUUUUCUCCCAUUUUCCCAGAAAUCAUACAGAAGGAAAUUUUGUGUAAAAUCGACAUCUGGAAUAUGGGUUUCUUGGUAACAACCCUGAUUUUUGCUGUAAUUGGGAUAAUUGCAUCGCUUUGUACCAGAAUCUGCUGUAACAGAGGUCCCUCUGCUAAUCUGCUCCACCUAACACUGGUCAUUACAGCAACGGUCUGUUGUUGGAUGAUGUGGGCAAUUGUAUAUCUUGCACAAAUGAAACCACUCAUUGUCCCCAUUUUGAGUGAAGGAGAGUGAAAUUCUUCGCACGAGAUCGUUUGCGAGGUUAUCAGUAAACAAGCUGUAGUCAUAUUGAUUGUGGAUUAGCCUCUGAAUUUAGUUGUCAUGUAAUAUGUCUUUCUCAUGUCGUUUCUGUAAGUAAAUCCUUAUUCAAAGCUUGAACUUUGAAUUGGUAUUAUGUUAGCAGUACUUUAUUAUUUGUUUCUCAUUUGUUCCGUUUUUCAUAAAAAAUAGUGUUGUUUCCAUUAGACAUUAUGCAGUUUUGAUGAAAUGAUAUCGAAAAAGAUUACAUUUAUUAAUAA
Molecule: messenger RNA, 675 nt
Organism: Gossypium raimondii (Peruvian cotton)
Lineage: Eukaryota; Viridiplantae; Streptophyta; Magnoliopsida; Malvales; Malvaceae
Product: V-type proton ATPase subunit e1
Exons: 4
Coding region: 179-391 (70 amino acids)
Biological process (GO): proton transmembrane transport
Cellular component (GO): proton-transporting V-type ATPase, V0 domain
Molecular function (GO): proton-transporting ATPase activity, rotational mechanism
Source: RefSeq, a predicted model, not a curated record